AUGGCUGUCGGCACAAGGGGAGUGGUGCAGGUUGUCCUCACAACGGUUACAGUGGCCACUGCUUUGUCGGCGUUCGCCUUCUCAUUUUUCUUCGAGCAGUACAUGACUGACCUAUAUGAGAACAUGAGGGGCCCGGUGACUACCCAUGGGGGCAAAGCGUACCUACCAUGCGUCAGAGCCGUCUUGGACGGAUGUUCGAGCAAUGAGCAUGAUCAGUGCGAGACAGGGUGCUGCCCUGCUGGGUACGAGUGCCUUAUCCACCCGAUAGUGGGCUUGUACUGCCAGGAUCUGCAAACAGUGUGCGGUGACAGGAAAUUCUGCAUGGACUAUGCGGACAUAUUGGAGACAUGUCCGACAGAUACUUGUGCGAGUCACCAGAUGGCGAUGCGGGCCACCAUGUGGUCAUACAUUCUCUCUGCUAUUGGUAUUUUAUUUGACCUCUCGGAUAUCAUCGCCUUCAUCCGAUGUCCAGACAGCAUCAUGGUCAAGAGCUCCAUCAACAUGAUCUCCAGCUUGAUAAAGUGGGCCGCGUUCGGCGCAGUGCUUGGGGCCGGAGUUCCCAACUUCCUGGCGGAUUUGGAAACCGCAUCGUGCUUCAACAAGGACGGCGUGCAGCUCGUGGGCGAGAGUAUGGGCGUCUUCGUCGUGUUCGCCAUCGUCCAGGUGACCAGCGCCAUCCUGAGUCUCACCCUGGCGCCCUUCUCGGCCUACUGGGGUGGCAAGCUUAUCGGCGUGCCCUACGCCAAGUGA
Prorocentrum cordatum is the source of this 750-nucleotide messenger RNA. NCBI's taxonomy places the organism in Eukaryota, Dinophyceae, Prorocentrales, Prorocentraceae. The record is from the annotation of a GenBank genome assembly.